Molecule: messenger RNA, 492 nt
Organism: Saccoglossus kowalevskii
Lineage: Eukaryota; Metazoa; Hemichordata; Enteropneusta; Harrimaniidae
Product: integumentary mucin A.1-like
Source: RefSeq, a predicted model, not a curated record
AUGUUGAAUAUUCGGGUACCACUAACAACUGACACUGCAACUGCAACUCGUAUUCAUUUAACUACGUCAUCACACGGUGAUACAGAUUAUCCAACCACAGGCAGUGUUACAGAUUAUCCAACCACAGGUAGUGUUACAGAUUAUCCAACCACAGGUAGUGUUACAGAUUAUCCAACCACAGGUAGUGUUAAAGAUUAUAUCCCCACUGUUGUUGAACACCCACUACAAACAACAUUACCGAAUAAUGUUUGUUUUAAAACUGAAAAUACUGCACGACCAGAGGUUCCAGGAGUUGCCAAUGAUAUCUUAUUUGGUACACACAAUAUACAUGCAGAUGCUGAAUCAUGCUGUCAAUCUUGUAUUGAAUUUACUGGAUGUGUGGCAUGGGUCUUCCAUAAGUCAGGAAAAGAAGUUGGAGCGUGCUGGUUAAAAGAUGGUAUACCCCCUGCACAAAACAAUACAUGUUGUGUUUCGGGAUAUCUCAUCUCUUAA